Molecule: messenger RNA, 642 nt
Organism: Aureococcus anophagefferens
Lineage: Eukaryota; Pelagophyceae; Pelagomonadales; Pelagomonadaceae
Exons: 1
Coding region: 1-642 (213 amino acids)
Biological process (GO): rRNA processing
Molecular function (GO): metalloendopeptidase activity
Source: RefSeq, a predicted model, not a curated record
AUGGCCUUCCUGUGCUGCGCGCGCGCCGCGACAUCUCUACGAAGCGCUACGAGCCUUGCGCGCGCGCCGCGCAUCGGCACGGCGCGCUACGCGAGCGCGCAGCGGGUCGGGACGGUGCUCAUCCGCAACACGCAGCGCUCCAUCCCCAUCGACGUCGACGCCGUCGAGAGCGUGACGCGCGCGCUGCUCGAGCGGUUGCGCUGCUCCGAGUUCGACGUGGGCAUAUGGCUGACGACGGACGCGACGAUCCGCAAGUACAACACGCGGUUCCGCGGCAUGCGCAAGUCGACCGACAUCCUCUCGUUCCCGUUCCACGACGAGCUGGCGCCCGGCGCGCUGCCCGACGCCGUGGACCGCGACGACGAGGACGACCUGAAUCUGGGCGACAUGGUCGUCUCCGUGCCCUACGUGCGGCGCCGCGCGGAGAAGGACGGCGGCCGGGACCACGCGCCCGGCCGCGGCGUCGCCGCGGCGAUGGCGCCCGUGGCCGACGUCGAGGAGCGCAUCCACAUGCUCCUCGUCCACGGCCUCUGCCACCUCCUCAACUACGACCACGAGACCGACGACGAGUUCGAGGACAUGGUCGCGCUCGAGGACGAGCUCCUCGAAACGUACCGCGACUGGCGGCAGCGGAGACGAUAA